Molecule: messenger RNA, 3842 nt
Organism: Saccoglossus kowalevskii
Lineage: Eukaryota; Metazoa; Hemichordata; Enteropneusta; Harrimaniidae
Product: piggyBac transposable element-derived protein 4-like
Source: RefSeq, a predicted model, not a curated record
GUGUAGACCCACCACCACCAUCAACUGCAGAAAGUGUAGAGCCACCACCACCAUCAACUGCAGAAAGUGUAGACCCACCACCACCAUCAACUGCAGAAAGUGUAGACCCACCACCACCACCAUCAACUGCAGAAAGUGUAGACCCACCACCACCACCAUCAACUGCAGAAAGUGUAGACCCACCACCACCAUCAACUGCAGAAAGUGUAGACCCACCACUUCCACCACCACCUGCAGAAAAGGUAGACCUACAUCUACCACCAACAUUAGAAAGUGUAGACCCACAACUACCACUAACACCUGCAGAAAAGGUAGACCUACAUCUACCAUCAACAUUAGAAAGUGUAGACCCACCACUACCACCUGCAGAAAACGUAGACCUACAUCUACCACUAACAAUAGAAAGUGUAGACCCACCACUACCACUAACACCUGCAGAAAAGGUAGACCUACCACCACCACCACCAACUGCAGAAAGUGUAGACCCACCACCACCAUCAACUGCAGAAAGUGUAGACCCAGCACUUCCACCACCAACUGCAGAAAAGGUAGACCUACAUCUACCACCAACAUUAGAAAGUGUAGACCCACCACUACCACUAACACCUGCAGAAAAGGUAGACCUACAUCUACCACCAACAUUAGAAAGUGUAGACCCACCACUACCACUAACACCUGAGGAAAAGGUAGACCUACAUCUACAACCAACAUUAGAAAGUGUAGACCCACCACUACCACUAACACCUGAGGAAAAGGUAGUCUCUCCACCAGAUAAUAUUGACAGUCAACUUGAAUUAAAAAAUACUGAACAUAUAAGGAAGAGAGAAAAGAAGAGAAGAAAGUAUUUAGCUGCCAAGAGGGGAGGAGCUGUGGUGCCCUCACCACAUGUAGAAUCAUCAUCAUCAGAAAGCCAGGGGACAGAUACAUCUAGUAAUAGUGACAGUGAGUCAGAUAAUGAUUUGAAAAAAAAUACUGAAUUGCUUAGGAAAAAAAAACGCAGGAGAAAGAAGUCCAGAGCUACCAAGCAAAGAAAAGCCCUUGUACAUGAUGAUGAUGAUGAUGAUGAUUCAUGCAUAUCGUCACCAUUUCCACCACCCCCAGUGGAGGAUUCAUCAUCAGGAGAAAUUGGUGGUUUUUCGUCUGAAGAUGAAGAGAUGGCACGGUUAAGACUACGCAACCACAAUGCCAAAUUAAUAGAAGAGACCUGGCGUACAGUAUAUACUGAACCAGCACACUACUCUGAGUCUGAAGAUGAUAGUAGUAGGGAAGAUGAUGAUGGAUGGAGUACAAUGCUGAAAAAACGCCAUACACGUCCUUUCACUGGUAACACACCUGGACCCAGCAUUGAUUUGGGUAAGGGGGCAAAACCCAUUGAUGCUUUCUAUGCCAUCUUUCCAAGAUCUCUGGUGAAAGGAUUAUGGAAAGAAACCAACAGGUAUGCCAACUGGUGCAUCACUAAGAAUGGAGGGGAUAGAUUCUGGUCUCCUGCUAGCAGCGAAGAAAUAAGUGCACUGAUUGGUAUAAUUGCUAUCAUGGGUGUUGAUUCGAAACCAGAGAUAGCAGACUACUGGUCCACCUACCAAGCAAUUAGAAAUGACUACAUUGCCAACAUCAUGAGCCGCAAUAGGUACCAAAAGCUGAUGCAGUAUUUUCACUGUAACAACCCAGAAAAUGACCCAAUGAAUAUAGUCAAUGAUGAAGAACGCAGAAAAAGAAAAAAAGAGGCACCUCUAUAUAAAGUACAGCCAGUACUGGAUGCUGUCUUCAUCAAGUCCCGGGAAUGUUACAACAUGCACCGUCAAAUUUGCAUAGAUGAGUCCAUUGUUGGCUACAAGGGUCGUUAUGGAGGAGUACCUACAGUUUCUAUUCAGAGAAAACCCAAUGGUAAGGGAUUCAAAAUAUAUGCCUUGGCUGAUAGCAAAACUGGAUACAACUACAGGAUUGAGAUCAUGUCAAUGACUGGCAGUCAUGAACAGUAUAGUAGGGAAGUGUCCAGAACAAGGGACCUGUGUGAAAGACUUAUCAUUGACAUAAGGGGACGUCAUCAUAUCCUGUACACUGACAGUUAUUAUACCAGUGUAGAUAUGGUGAAUUACCUGCUAGAAAAUCAUGAAAUAUAUGUGGUUGGCAGCGUUAGGCAAGAUAGAGUGGGAUUCCCAAAUGCUCUCCGUACCAACCCCAAGAAAAAUAAAAAUCACAAGGCAAUAAUGCAGCUUGAGAGGGGACAGUUUGUAUCCAGACAAAAGGAUAAAGUGGUGGCUAUAACAUGGAAGGACUCCACCCUCCUGAAUAUACUGACAACGUACUAUGAGGGCUAUAGAACCAAGAACCAAAGGGUUACCCGUUCCCUGCGCUCACAAGAUACUGGCAGGAAAGUACCAUACUCUCUCCCGGCCCCAGAAGCCAUUUAUGACUACAAUCUGUACAUGGGUGGAGUUGAUAAGUCAAACCAACUCAGGUCCUAUUAUACAGCCCAGCGCCAGUCAAAGAAAUGGUGGAAGUACAUGUUUUUCUACCUUCUGGAUACUGCUAUAUGCAAUAGUUGGAUCCUUUACAAAGAAUCAGUGGAUCCAAAGAAAACGCACAAGGCCUUCCAAAUUGAAGUUGGCAUGGCACUGGUUGGUGGGUUUUCAUCCCGGAAGCAGCAGACCAGAAAUUCUGAACCUGUCAUCAGCUCAUUCAAGAACCACCAUUUAAUCCAUGGUCGGUGCACCCGCGGCACAUCCUGCAGAUGGUGCAUUCAGUUAGGGAGAAAAACAAAAAAAGGUUGUCCUGUAUCGACUGUGUUCAGAUGUCAGGAGUGCAGCAUCAACCUAUGCAAAGGCUGUUUUCUGCCCUACCAUCAUGUGGCCACAGGAUGCCCAGACAGACCCAAGACAACACAGACAGAUGAAGAUGAUCUUGAAGAGUCCAGAAAAAGAUGGGAUCAUGACAGAAGAGAGAGUAAGGCAGUCAGAGGCGGGAGAAGAGGCGGUAAAGUUGGAACAAGAGGAAGAAGAGUCUAAAGAACAGACUACAAAUGUAUGAACUAUUGGGCCCCAGGGUGGGGGGUCUUGAUAGAGGACUUAGAAGACAUGUACAUGUAAGUUGACCAUGUUUUUUUUUUAUACUUGCAGCGUAGUAGUAGAAGUCUCAGAGUAGAAGAUAUAAAUUAUAUACCUGGCGUAUACUAUACUAUAUUAUUAUAGAAGCCGUGCAGUACCAUAAAAUCUGUAUUAGAAGCCGCAUCCCUAAUAGAAGUCGCAUCCAUUCUAUUUGAAUAAUUGAGAACCAAAAAUUCAUCAUUUCUCAUAUGUGUAGAUGCUCUAAUAGAAGCCGCAUCCCCUCUGUUGCAUUGUACCAUUUUAAUAGAAGCCGCGGCUUCUAAUACAGAUUUUACAGUACUUUGUUUUGCAGGUAAUUAGAUGUCAUAAUGUAGAUAGCCAUAUCUAAUAUAUAUGCUUUAUGUCAGAGUCAUUUUGAAACUACUUGGUACAGGGGGCAAAAAUAUAAGAAAAAUUGUCAACACAAGGGGUACGGUAAUAUUGUGUGUUUUAUGUAGCCAAGUGCUACUCCAAGUAGUGUGUGGUGACCCAAAAUGAACUUGUGUACAUCAGUCAAGUAGUUUAUUAAUUCAAGUAGUUGUCAAAUACUAAAGAUUGCACACAGCUGACUAAACUGUACUUUAUGGUAUUAAGGCUACCCCAAUGUUACACUAUAGUAAUUUGGGGUGGGCAAGUAUCAUGUUUUCAUAGUAUAUCAGUUACCACCAUGCAUUAACAGGCAUUUGACCUUGACACCCAGUGAGUAUAUUUAAACAUAAUAAUAAUAAUAAUAAUAAUAAUAAUAAUAAUAAUAAUAAU